Messenger RNA from Exophiala mesophila, 951 nucleotides. RefSeq lists its product as uncharacterized. The record is from RefSeq and is a predicted model, not a curated record. The coding region runs from base 1 to 951 and encodes 316 amino acids. Lineage: Eukaryota; Fungi; Ascomycota; Eurotiomycetes; Chaetothyriales; Herpotrichiellaceae. The transcript has 2 exons.
AUGGCCAGAAGAUGGGUUGGAGGGCUUUUCUGUCCUUGUGAUCCCUUCAUCGCUGCCAAGACGUUGUGCAAAAAGGCUCUCUACUUGUGCGUCGUGCUGCUUGACAGCAAAGGUGACAAACCAGAACCCCCCACCAUCCCAGAGCAAAGAGGACGACCAAGAUCGAGGUCUCUCAACAGAAAGGCCACACAACUUGCCCGCCGUCUUCAAAGGCUCCGUCUUCAAAGGCGCCGUCUUCGAAGGAACCGCAGCUUGGAGACCAUCCCUGAAGAGGAUGACAUCCCAUCUGCUUCUUUACAAGCCCCUGCUCCCAUCAUCCCUUCCGAAGACGAUUCACCAGACACCUCUUCUUCCGACCAGGUCUCUCAGUCUCCUGAAUCAGUAUCGAUUUCUGCAUCACCUUCACAUUCAUUCUCAAGUCAAUCUGAAUCUGCGAUAGAAAGUCCUAGAUCAGAUUCCGAAUCUGAGUCCGAAUCUGUCGCCCACAGUCAUUCUGACGCUGACGAACCAUCAGCUGCUUCAUCCCCGGCUGCACAUUUGCAGAUAUUCGAGACUGAGCAUCUUGCCAUAGUUAUAGCCACUGGACGCCGCGCAGAAGAAGCUGUUGCUGAGCCAACACAAAGAAGACCUGAGACGGUGCCAGAUCAACGCCCAGAACAGGCCAGAGACAUAGGUCAAGGCCAGUCAACUGAACAAGUUGUUGCCACCGGCCAAGAUCAGCAGCAGACAGAGCGUGGUACAGUCACUUUAGUAGUUCAAAGUGCCAGGGUGACACAUAGUGACGAAUCUGUCGAGGGACGUGGAUCGGAUCCUCUUCUUGAAGUUACAACCCCUCAAAAGACCGAGGCAGUCACCUUUACGAAAGAACGAGGCAUUCACGCUAACAGGCUCAGCCCGUCUUCUCCUGGACAGGAAGGCCCGGAAGACUUUGAAGACUUUGACUUUGACUAG